GCAGUGAACGUUGACUGCAGCUUGCAGGCUACACCAGCAUCAGAAGAACCGCCACUUCCUUGACAGAAGAGCACGCAAUGGCAUCUAGACCGAACGUUGGCGGAUGGUUAAUGGGCAAGACUAUCAAAAAAGGUGGAGGAGCUACCACAAGUGCGCAUCCGACGCGAUCUUCUACGCCUCAGGUGCAGAGCACGUCAACUACUGUGUUCGGUGGAGGGGUCAAAGAUCCGUCAGGACGAAUCUCAGAGUACUCUUCUAUGGACGAUCAGUGUCCUGUGUGCAAGUCUGACCGUUACUUGAACCCCAAACUGCGUCUGCUCGUAAGCGCAUGCUACCACAAGAUGUGUGAGUCAUGUAUCGACAGGUUAUUCACUCUGGGGCCUGCACCUUGUCCCAUAUGCCAAAGGACUCUACGAAAGCUCGCAUUCACACCUCAAACAUUUGAGGACUUGACAGUCGAAAAAGAGGUUGCAGUUCGAAGACGAAUAGCGAAAGAAUUCAACAAAAGACGCGAUGACUUCCCUGACCUUCGCGCAUACAACGAUUAUUUGCAGGAAGUAGAAGACCUCACUUUCAACCUCAUCAAUGACAUCGACGUCCCGCAGACUGAAGCUCGCAUUGCGCAAUACCGGGCCGAGAAUGCAGCCUUGAUAGAACUGAAUAUCCAGAGGGAGGAACAGUAUGCACAAGCAUUAAAAGAGCAAGAAGAAUACGAACGCCAAGAGAAGGAGCAGCGUGCAGCAGAGGCACGUCGGGAACAGGAAGAAGCGCGCGAAGAACGAGAGAGGGAACGUAGGCAAAUCAUCGACCGCCUGGAAACAAGUAACAAGGACGCGGCGACGGUCAUCGCGAAGACGCGCGCUGAGACACAGAAAAAGUCCUCCGCCCGUGCAGCCGUGGCACCCUUCAGAAGCAACUCUCAGCUUCUCCGCUCACGCGCUGCACAGAGCUCAACUGUUCCCGAUGUUCCUCACGUUCCUCUCCAAGACGACUGGGAUGCAUACGAAGGGAUGUAUACAUUGAGGGACAACUAUGAUGAUCCACCAAGCGAAGCCGUGCGUAGAGAUCGGGAGGGUAUUAUGCGUGCAGGUGGAUAUCGCGUGGAGGAGGCAUGGGAGAGAGCAUUAAGAUGCGCUGUUGCUGGCCUGGAAAUGGCUCCGUUGACUAGUGUCGCUGGGGACAGUGACAUGGACAAGCUCCGUGAAGUCCAGGACCUUCCCACACCAGCAUGA
Messenger RNA from Coniophora puteana RWD-64-598 SS2, 1232 nucleotides. Its product is annotated as CDK-activating kinase assembly factor. Gene Ontology annotation, biological process: nucleotide-excision repair; regulation of transcription by RNA polymerase II; positive regulation of cyclin-dependent protein serine/threonine kinase activity. The transcript is spliced from 5 exons. Lineage: Eukaryota; Fungi; Basidiomycota; Agaricomycetes; Boletales; Coniophoraceae. Gene Ontology annotation, cellular component: transcription factor TFIIH holo complex. Bases 78 to 1232 code for a protein of 384 amino acids. The record is from RefSeq and is a predicted model, not a curated record. Gene Ontology annotation, molecular function: cyclin-dependent protein serine/threonine kinase activator activity.